AUGGCAGCCGAUGGCAGAUCCUUCGGUAUUUCAUUUGGGUUCUAUUGCGUCAUCGCUAUCGUGGUUUUCAUUUUCUUCGGCUUUGCGCGCAUGUCCAGUCUCUGUAAGAAAUUCUAUGCUCCGAAGAGAUUCACACGAGGUUUGAAACACAAGCCAAAGCGUCUGCCUUUGUCAUUCUGGGGAUGGCUCAUCCCUGUCUACAAGACGACGGAGGAAGAUCUCUUGAAAAUUGCGGGCUUUGAUGCGGCAGUCUACAUGCGUAUCAUCUCCUUUGGCAUUGAGCUUUUCUUCUAUCUGACCAUCCUUUGCUGUGCGGUCAUCCUGCCAGUCAACCUGGUGGGCAAGAACGUGUACAAGUUCACUGAGGAUAUCCUGCAGCCCAACAACUACACAUACUGGAUCCCUCCGCCACCGCCCCUCGAUCCAGUCGCACCCCCGCCCCCUCCAGCUGACAAUGUGCAGGGCAUCAAUCCGCCUGAUUUCUACCUAGUGACGCCGCCUGCCCCGCCAGGCCUCAUGUGGUGGCGCCUCAAGCCAGACGUCCCGCCAAUUCCGGAUCUCGGGCCGCAAUUUGCGGGAUACACGACACUGUACGACCCCAAGUGGAGACCAAAGAACUAUGUCCCCAACAAUAUGGAUACGCUGACAAUGUCAAACGUGAGCGACAGAUCGAGCCUCCUGUGGAUCCACUGCCUCAUGGCAUGGGUGGUGACGCUGGUAGUCUUCAAUCUGCUGUGGAAGUACAGCAAGUCGGCAGUGGCGCUGCGGCUGCGCUUCUUGCAGCAGGCUGAGGGGGUGCAGGCACGCACAGCACAGGUCCAGGAUAUUCCCGGCAUUCAAUUUGGCACGCUGAUGCACCGGGCGGACACCACGGUGCUGCGCGUGCUGCCGGGCGUCGUGAAGGAGCCCCUGAAGAAGACUGUGUCAAAGGUGGUCGACGUGGGCAACAAGGGGCUCAAGGCCACCACUGGGCGCAUUACCAACAACCUCACAAACAGGGAGGCGGCGCCGCCGCAGCGCAGCGGGAGCGACGCGAUGUUCUUUGAGGCCCCCGAGGCGCUGCCCAGCCGUGGCAGCAUCCCCUCGGUGCACGCCGUGGACCCGGCCAUCGAGGCCGCCCGGCAGGAGAUGAUCGAGUCCCAGCAGGCCCCCCUUGUUAAGGGAGGCCCCACCUCCUCUGUGCCGCCCGCCGACGCUGCAUCGCCUGGUGCCUGGAAGGCGGAGCCGGCAGAGGAGCCGGACUUUGCGAACGAUCCACCGGAGCUGGACGCUGCCUUCAGAUCUGUGACAGACCAGGAUCCCUGGUCCAAGGCUGAGGCUCUCCUGGAGGAUGGCCUGACAGUGCAGCAGAUGGUGGAGCAGGAGUACCAGGAGCUCUUUCCUGGGGAGAUAGAGGCGGUGCAUGUGUGCUAUGACCUGGCGGACCUGAACGGCCUCUGUGGCGAGUAUGAGAAGCUCAAGAGGAACCUGGAGGACCUGGUGGAUGACUACACCUCCAAGAAACGCCGCCACAAGCCCAUCAAGCGCAAGAAGGCACGCCUCAUUAUGAACGCAACCAGUGAGAAUGUGGUGGGGGUAAAGUAUGGUGCCUGGGGCCGGGACAGAUACGGCGUGAAGCCCGUCAAGGUGGAUGCUCUGGAGGCUGACGCUGGGGCUGUGUGCGUGCGGCUGCAGUUCUACCGGGACCGCAUGAACGAGGUGCGGCGGCUGAUCCUAGAGGAGCAGAAGCGCACCAAAGACAAGAGCGUGCCCAGCGCAUUUGUAACCUUCAAGAAGUACGUUUCCCAGGUGAAGGCGACCACGAGCACGCAGCACCACGACACCAGUACCUGGAAGGUCAGCGCGGCGCCCGGCCACGAGGAGGUCGUCUGGGGCAACCUAAGGUGGCGGUCGUGGGAGCGCAGCGCGCGUUUCGUGGCGGUGUGGUCGGCCUUCUUCGUGCUGACAGCGUUCUACCUCAUCCCCAUCAUCUUCAUCCAGGGACUGAUCAACAUCGACCAGCUCAAGAAAAUCCACGUCUUCGCUGUCAUCAUCGACCUGCCAGUCGUGAAGUCCAUUGCCACCGCCAUCCUGCCAGGCGCGCCCUCAUUUCCUUUUCUUAUUAUUACACGCUUUUCCACCAAGAGGCAAAGCGCGUCCUCCAGACAAGGCCUGGUGCUGAAGAUCUUCCUGGCGAUUCUGCCCAUAAUACUGGCGUUCAUGGGCCGCAUCCAGGGCCUCACCUCCAGGAGCUCCAUCGACUUCUCUGUCAUCACCAAGUACUACAUCUUCCAGGUUCCCUUUGAGAAUGACGUGUUAACAGUGGCCUUGAUCUCAGCAAUUGUGUGGGUGGCCCGCGAGCUCAUCAACAACCCCACAUCCAUCGUAUCCACCCUGGGCACCUCAGCACCCCUCACCUCCAUCUUCUUCCUCACCUUCAUCGAGCUCAAUGCGCUGGCGGCGACCCCUGUGGGCUUCCUGCGCAUCGUGGGCCUGGUCCUGUUCUGGCUGCUGUCGCGCAUAGCCGCCACCGAGCGGGCCAAGGCGCGGCUGUGGCAGCGGCAGACCAUGAAAUACGGACGUAUUCUGCCUCAGCACACGAUCACUAUCCUGCUGGGCCUGGUGUUCUGCAUCAUGAACCCCAUAAUCUGCCCCAUGUGCCUCAUCUACUUCCUCAUCACCACCGGCACCGAAAAGUACAACCUCCUCUACGUCUACACCAGCGAGUAUGAGAGCGGCGGCCAGCUGUGGCCGACGGUGUACUGGCAGGUGAUCACGGCGCUGUUCACCUUCCAGCUGUUCAUGGUGGGCAUCCUGGGAGCCAAGGGAAGCUACACCAGCAGUGUGGUCGUGCCAUUACUGUUCUUCACCGUCAUCUUCGCGCGUGUAUGCGCCGGCAUCUUCGAGAAGCCCUUCCAGGUUAUGUCCCUGCGCAACGCCGUCGACCUCGACCGCCACGACCAGGAGCUGGCAGGCCUGAUGACUGAGGAUGACAGGCGCAGCGAGGAGAACGCCUACCUGGCGCCCGCACUCAAAUUCGACGAGGCAGCGCACGAGCAGCUGAUGGCCGAGGCGCGCCAGAUGGACGCCGUGCUCAAGGGAGAGCAGGCGGUGGCGGUGGAGGCUGAGGAGGAGGAUGACGAGGCGAGCAACCCCGACGGCUCGCCGCGCGCGCCACUCCGGCCGCAGCAGCGCCGCGCCGCAGCCGCCACCGGCACCGGGGAGGACGCCGUCUGAUGGACACGCGGAUGCAUGCCAAAUGACUAUUUGUCGCUGCAGGCGCAUGGCUGCAUUACUUAAAUAAUUCAAGGGAGAAUGUGACAGAUGCAGCCGCCCUGAGAAUGCUGUGCGUAUUUUGUGUCAGCCGAGGCUGAUGCUCUAUACUGCGUCUCUAAAUGAUCUCAGCUUGCUUGCGCUUUUCGUCUUUCAUUUUUAUUUCAGAUGUGACUGCUGAGCACCGUGCUGAGGAGUGCCUGGUCGUAGCUAGGGGUCAGGGAUUUGAUAACAUUUGCUCCAGCUGGGCAGCCAUCGUUUUUUUACCAUUACACUUGACCAAAUACAUCUAGUGAUCGCCUCAGAAGGGAUCACGAUCGUAUGUAUAUCUCUGAUGUAGACGGAGCAGGCUAUUUUAAUAUUAUGCACGUAGCAGUUUAAAUUCCUUUGCAGGUUCUGGGUGGUGCACCCGUGGAACCCGAAUAGGCGACAUGCAUGCAACUUGUAUGUGUAAACAUCGACCCCCC
Messenger RNA from Coccomyxa subellipsoidea C-169, 3719 nucleotides. RefSeq names its product DUF221-domain-containing protein. The transcript is spliced from 23 exons. The record is from RefSeq and is a predicted model, not a curated record. Gene Ontology annotation, molecular function: calcium-activated cation channel activity. The coding region runs from base 1 to 3216 and encodes 1071 amino acids. Gene Ontology annotation, cellular component: plasma membrane. Lineage: Eukaryota; Viridiplantae; Chlorophyta; Trebouxiophyceae; Coccomyxaceae.